Messenger RNA from Strongylus vulgaris, 597 nucleotides. The record is from the annotation of a GenBank genome assembly. Lineage: Eukaryota; Metazoa; Nematoda; Chromadorea; Rhabditida; Strongylidae.
AUGUGUCUUCGAACUGGUGGAAGUCCCUCUACAUUUUUAGGGUAUCGCUCGAAACUCAAAGAAAUUGCGGCUGAAGUUUCCACAGCGGAAGAGAAAAAGAAACGAAUACUGCCGGAAUUGAAAAAGAAGAAGGCAGAGUACGAACAGAUGGCGAAGAAGAAUAGUGCUGAGUCAUCGGAACUGAAAGCCAGAGAAGUUGAAGUGAAAAAUUACCGGGUAAGAGUUGAGACUCUCGAGCAAGAAUUAGCAGCGAUCAGCUAUAAUGAAGAAGUGGAUACGAAAAAUCGUGAUACUCUUGCUACUUAUCAGCAGGAGGUUCAUCAAAUGCAGAUAAAGUUGAACAUAUUGCAUCAAAAAAAUCCCCGUAUACACUUCACCUACAAGGAUCCUUUUGUUGGUUUCAAUCGUGAUGAUGUGCGAGGUUGCAUUGCCACGCUUUUCCGCAUAAAAGAUCCAAAGUAUGCAUUGGCGCUGGAAAUCGCUGCCGGCUCUUUUCUUUCUAUGCAGCAUCUUUCCGAGGUUCAGUCUUUUUUUUUUUGCGGUUUUGUUCCAAAGUCCUUCUUCAUUGGUGGUUUUUUGAUUCCCAAUAUGACUUAA